AUGGUGACAGGAGGAAUAGUUCUUGGACAUAAGAUUUCUAACCAAGGAAUCGAAGUGGACAGGGCUAAAGUGGAACUUAUUGAAAAGCUUCCUCCACCCAGUGAUGUCAAGGAGUUUGAUAUUGAAAUCAGAGACAAGAAGGGAGUGGAGAACAAGGUGGCAGAUCACCUAUCCAGGAUUCCUCAUGAGGAAGGAGGAACACAUGCUAUGAGUGUGAACGAGCUCUUCCCUGAUGAGCAGUUAAUGACAGUGCACAAAGCCCCAUGGUUUGCAGACAUUGCCAACUUCAAGGCAACUGGGGCUCUACCUCCAGGGAUCAAUAAACAUCAAAAGAGGAAGCUCGUGAAUGAUGCAAAAUACUUUGUCUGGGACGGGCCUUAUCUCUUCAAGAAGUGUUCAGAUGAUAUCCUUAGAAGAUGUGUCUCAGAAGAGGAAGGACGAGAGGUACUAUGGAAUUGCCACGGCUCUUGCUACGGAGGCCACUUUGGAGGGGACAGGACUGCAGCAAAGGUGUCACAAAGUGGAUUCUUUUGGCCUACCCUUUUCAAGGAUGCCAAAGAACUGCAUUGCUGCUGGUGCAAAGAGGAUCUUGCAGCUGCAAGAGAUGGAGGAAUUUAG
Arachis duranensis is the source of this 618-nucleotide messenger RNA. RefSeq lists its product as uncharacterized. The record is from RefSeq and is a predicted model, not a curated record. The transcript is spliced from 3 exons. Lineage: Eukaryota; Viridiplantae; Streptophyta; Magnoliopsida; Fabales; Fabaceae. The coding region runs from base 1 to 618 and encodes 205 amino acids.